UGUGUUUUCUGUUGAGGGGCAGUCAUGUUUCUCCAGUAUAACCUCAACGAGCAGGGCGAGCACAUCUAUACUCUAAAGAAAUUUGACCCCAUGGGGCAACAGACUUGCUCUGCCCAUCCUGCUCGGUUCUCCCCAGAUGACAAAUACUCAAGACACCAAGAUGCCCUAAAAAAAAAGAAAAGGGUGCUCAUGACCCAGCAACCACGACCUGUCCUCUGA
Molecule: messenger RNA, 219 nt
Organism: Rattus rattus (black rat)
Lineage: Eukaryota; Metazoa; Chordata; Mammalia; Rodentia; Muridae
Product: H/ACA ribonucleoprotein complex subunit 3-like
Exons: 2
Coding region: 25-219 (64 amino acids)
Biological process (GO): rRNA pseudouridine synthesis; positive regulation of telomerase RNA localization to Cajal body; ribosome biogenesis
Cellular component (GO): box H/ACA telomerase RNP complex; box H/ACA snoRNP complex
Molecular function (GO): telomerase RNA binding; box H/ACA snoRNA binding
Source: RefSeq, a predicted model, not a curated record